Molecule: messenger RNA, 215 nt
Organism: Sphenostylis stenocarpa
Lineage: Eukaryota; Viridiplantae; Streptophyta; Magnoliopsida; Fabales; Fabaceae
Source: the annotation of a GenBank genome assembly
GAGAAGAAGUUAGUCUGGCUUGGAGUUUUUUUUGGAGCUGUUUUGGAGGAUGCGGCUUUGGAGGUGCCUGAACUAGGUUUGGCAGAAGUCUCUUUCUUCACCUGCCCUGUAAAAGAAGAACAUUUCUCAACAGGUUUGCACGCAUCCAAAGGGGAGGGUCCUAGUACAGAAGUGGCACUGCCAAUUGUAACACUUGCAUGGCAAGUUUUUCAAAG